Molecule: messenger RNA, 2804 nt
Organism: Gadus macrocephalus (Pacific cod)
Lineage: Eukaryota; Metazoa; Chordata; Actinopteri; Gadiformes; Gadidae
Product: potassium/sodium hyperpolarization-activated cyclic nucleotide-gated channel 4-like
Biological process (GO): potassium ion transport; transmembrane transport
Cellular component (GO): membrane
Molecular function (GO): voltage-gated potassium channel activity
Source: RefSeq, a predicted model, not a curated record
CUUCAGCACGUCCGAUGCUCAGCAUGCUGCAUCCCGAUGCGCUCGCACGCGGUUCGGACUAUACACCUGCUGCUGGAUUAACAUGCGUUCCCACUGCCGCCGUGUCCAGCACUACAUGACCACCGUUCAAGAUUCAAGCAGCCCAGCGUGCACUGGACACAUCUGCACGUCUGAACUAUUUUUAGGAUAGACAGAGGGGUGGAAGUGUCCAGGAAUAUUCGACCUGUCCUGCGGAUGCGCCGUCACUGUUUGGUGCCUCAGUGCUCCCAGACUCAAUUCAUGAUCGAUCACUGUGUCUUCACAGGUUCUCCUUAGGGUCGCUCGUGUCCGUGGUGGCAGAGAUGGAGAAAUUUCAGAAUAACAUGCGCAAACGGCUUUAUAGCUUGCCGCAAAAUAUUGGGCAAAAGCCCUGCGUGGUGUACGAAGGAGACAACGGCGACAAGGACAUGAAGAGGAAAAGUAUUGGUCUGAAACACAUGCCCUCUCGGUCUCCCGCAAGCAGUUGCAAAAGCAACCAAGAGACCACAAGUGUAGACAUGGAGACAGACGUCAGUGUGAGGGCCAACCUGAAUGGAGACUGUCGCUUUUUCAGAGCGAGCAUCUCUUCAAUCUCUGGACGGCACCCCCUCGGACCCGAUCCGGCAGAGCACCGGCGCCUCAUCCCAGAAGCAGACGCCAGCCUCACCGAGGGCUUACCGGGGGAGCACGGCCCCUGGACCCAUGGGCAAGAGGCAUUGGGGGACCCGGUUGCAACGCCGGGUUCGUCGUCUGUAUUUGACCAGACGUGUUUCAUCAAGUUGGAGGGGUCCGAGCAAAACAUCGCCGCCGAGGACGAAAGGUUGUACCAAGCCGGCUUCAUGCACCGGCAGUUCGGAGCGAUGCUCCAACCGGGAGUCAACAAGUUCUCCCUGCGCAUGUUGGGGAGCGAGCGGGCCGUGGAGCACGAGAGAGAACGCGUAAAGUCUGCUGGGUUCUGGAUAAUCCACCCCUACAGUGAUUUUAGGUUCUACUGGGACCUGAUCAUGCUGCUGCUGAUGGUGGGCAACCUGAUCAUCAUCCCCGUGGGCAUCACCUUCUUCAAGGACGAGCACACGCCCCCCUGGAUCGUCUUCAACGUGGUGUCGGACACCUUCUCCACUCCUGACCUGGUGCUCAACUUCCGCACGGGCAUCGUGAAGGAGGACAACACGGAGAUCAUCCUGGACCCGCAGAAGAUCAAGAUCAAGUACCUGAAGAGCUGGUUCGUGGUGGACUUUGUCUCCUCCAUCCCCGUCGACUACAUCUUCCUCAUCGUGGAGACGCGCAUCGACUCGGACUUCUACAAGACGGCCCGGGCGCUGCGCAUCGUCCGCUUCACCAAGAUCCUCAGCCUGCUUCGCCUGCUGCGCCUCUCCAGACUCAUCCGCUACAUCCACCAGUGGGAGGAGGUGUUUCACAUGACCUACGACCUGGCCAGCGCCAUGGUGCGCAUCAUGAACCUGAUCGGGAUGAUGCUGCUGCUGUGCCACUGGGACGGGUGCCUCCAGUUCCUGGUGCCCAUGCUGCAGGACUUCCCCGCCGACUGCUGGGUCACCAGAAACAAGAUGGUGAACGAUACGUGGGGGCAGCAGUACUCGUACGCCCUGUUCAAGGCCAUGAGCCACAUGCUGUGCAUCGGCUACGGUCUCUACCCCCCCAUAGGCAUGGCCGACGUGUGGCUCACCAUUCUCAGCAUGAUCGUGGGCGCCACCUGCUUCGCCAUGUUCGUGGGGCACGCCACCGCACUAAUUCAGUCGCUGGACUCAUCGCGGCGUCAGUACCAGGAGAAGUACAAACAGGUGGAACAGUACAUGUCCUUCCACAGACUUCCCGCCGGCAUGCGACAGAGGAUCCACGACUACUACGAAAACCGCUACCAGGGCAAGAUGUUCGACGAGGAGAGCAUCCUGGAGGAGCUGAACGAGCCGCUGCGAGAGGAGAUCAUUAACUUCAAUUGCCGGAAGCUGGUGGCGUCCAUGCCUCUCUUCGCCAACGCUGACCCCAACUUUGUGACGUCGAUGCUGACCAAGCUCCGCUUUGAGGUGUUCCAGCCCGCCGACUACAUCAUCAGGGAGGGCACCAUUGGCCAGAAGAUGUACUUCAUCCAGCACGGGGUAGUCAGCGUCCUCACCAAGAACAGCCAGGACACCAAGCUCUCCGAUGGCUCCUACUUUGGAGAGAUCUGCCUGCUGACUCGAGGCAGAAGAACAGCCAGCGUGCGAGCCGAUAACUACUGCCGCCUGUACUCCCUGUCCGUGGACAACUUCAACGAGGUCCUGGAGGAGUACCCCAUGAUGAGGAGGGCCUUUGAAACCGUGGCUCUCGACCGCCUAGACCGCAUCGGUAAGAGAAACUCUGUGCUUCAAUCCAAAGUCCUGCACCACCAGAGCGCAGGCACCCUCAACCUGCAGGAGAACGAGAUCAUCCAGAGGAUCGUCCAGCACGACCGAGACAUGGCCCAGUGCACCCAGCUCAUCCAGAAGGCCGCCGCCGCCGCCCAGAGCCUCAGCCCCCUCCCGGCCUCCCCCUCCCCCGCCUCCGUGAUCUGGGCCCCGCUGCUCCAAGCCCCCCUUCAGGCUGCGGCGGCUACCACCCCCCUGGCCCUGGCGUUGGCCCACCACCCCCAGCUGCCCCCCAUCGUGUUCCACCACCCCAUUCUGCAGGGCUGCGCCUCCUUCGGGGACCCCUCGGGACCCCCCAGGAGGUACCUCACCGGCGCCAGCGUGGCCGGUGCCGCCGUGGUCUCUGGGUCGCCCCCCAGGAAACAGCCCAUGCCAAAGAAAUGA